AUGCCUGUUAUCAGAGUUGGCAGUGCUGACAUUAUGGUAGGUAACUCCAUGAAAUAUUUGGGGGUUAUAAUAGACGGCUCAUGGAACUUCAGGAGUCAUAUUAAGUACGUGGAGGCUAAGGUGUCCAAAGCCGGUAGAGCACUAAGCAGGCUUAUGCCGAACCUGAGGGGCCCGUGUGAGCGGAAACGACAGUUAUUUGCAUCCGUUCUCACUUCGGUUGCGAUGUCUGCGGCCCCAGUUUGGGGAGCAGCAUUUGCAUCUGCCCCGGACCAAAUGACCCGACCGCUGCGACGUCUGCAGCGCUCUAUAGCGAUUAGGGUGAUUGCGGCAUAUCGGACCGUGUCUUUUGACGCGGCAACCCUGAUAGCUAGGUUUCCUCCUUUGAGCUUGGAGGCGACAAUGCGAUGUCGCAUCUACAGUAGAUUCGCAGACUUAAAACGCAAGAAUGAAUUUUCGCAUAAGACGGAAGCGGAGCUACGGAAUGGGGAAACUCUGCUGCUUCUUCGACAAUGGGAUAUUCGGCUCAGCAAGCCCGGAAUAUGGGGCCAUAGCUGCGAUUCGACCCUGUUUGCGUGGAUGAUGUUAACUGGUCAUGGUAGUUUCGGGCAUUUCCUUUGGCGAAACGGCAAACGGGAGACGGCAGAAUGCUAUCACUGUUCUUCGCAAGAUGAUACUGUUGAACAUACUAUCGCUGAUUGUCCUGCCUGGGAUGACGUAAGGGGCAGUGGUGGCUCUCAGAAGUCUAUGCGCAAGCGGUUCCUGGGGAUCACUUAA
This is a messenger RNA of Camponotus floridanus (Florida carpenter ant), 774 nucleotides long. RefSeq lists its product as uncharacterized. The record is from RefSeq and is a predicted model, not a curated record. The coding region runs from base 1 to 774 and encodes 257 amino acids. Lineage: Eukaryota; Metazoa; Arthropoda; Insecta; Hymenoptera; Formicidae. The transcript is spliced from 3 exons.